AUGAUUACUCCAGAUGCUGAACGCACAUUGAAUACGUUUCUUGGUGUCAAUACGACACUAUCGGAACAUGAUAUUGUGUUAGAAGCUAUUGUUGUUUCCGAUUACGUCUACUUCGAAGCCUAUAUGGUGAUGUCACCAACCAGUCGUACAGCUGCUAUUCGCAUACGUGAAAUUGCCGAACAGAAUGGAGUAAAAAUUGCAGCGAGUCUUUCGGAUUCAGGUGUUGUGUUAGAUUUUCGCGAUGAUUUACGUGAAAUGUUCGGCAAGCAUAUCGAUUUAUUAUUUUGCAAUCGAGUUGAGGCAUUGAAUUGGGCACAAACCGACAAUCUAGAAAUUGCCAUCGAUUGUUUGAAAAAGUUUGCUCGGACAUUUGCUAUUACACUGGGUGCCGAAGGCGCCCUAGUCCACGAUGGCACACAACUGCACACUAUUGCACCUUACAAAGCACAAGCGGUGGAUACCAAUGGCGCGGGGGAUAUGUUUGCCGGUGCGUUUUUAUUCGCCAUUACUCAAGGAAAAGAUUUUUUGACAGCAGGAAAAUUCGCAAGUUUGGCUGCAGCAUCUGUUAUCUCGGAAUAUGGAUCACGUUUGAAUACAACGAAACAGCAACAGAUUUUAGCACAAUGGAACAAUAUUGAGCAAAAUUUUUGA
Molecule: messenger RNA, 651 nt
Organism: Rotaria sordida
Lineage: Eukaryota; Metazoa; Rotifera; Eurotatoria; Philodinida; Philodinidae
Source: the annotation of a GenBank genome assembly